AUGGUCACGGAAAGUGGAAAAACGAGCCACGCUCAUCCUCAUGUUACUCUUGCAUUCAAAUUUUUGUCUUUCACUGGGAAGACCUCACAUGGUUACAUAUCAAUACACGCCAUACAUGAAAGAAGAAAGCGUGCAUAUGACAAGGAUUUGCAGCAAGGGAUGAGAGAAUUGAUUGGAGUGUAA
Molecule: messenger RNA, 183 nt
Organism: Sphenostylis stenocarpa
Lineage: Eukaryota; Viridiplantae; Streptophyta; Magnoliopsida; Fabales; Fabaceae
Source: the annotation of a GenBank genome assembly